This is a messenger RNA of Pseudophryne corroboree (corroboree frog), 878 nucleotides long. RefSeq lists its product as uncharacterized. Bases 9 to 620 code for a protein of 203 amino acids. The record is from RefSeq and is a predicted model, not a curated record. NCBI's taxonomy places the organism in Eukaryota, Metazoa, Chordata, Amphibia, Anura, Myobatrachidae. The transcript has 6 exons.
AAAGAAGCAUGAUGUGUUUGUGCACAAAAAUUGCUUUGCUUUUGAUUAUAUUUUCAGUGUGUGGCAGAGCAGCCCCAGUACAUCGUAGGGGAGGUUUACAUCGCUCUGCUGCCGCUGAUGCCCCAUCCGUGUAUUAUGCUGAGGAGGAGCAGGUUCCUGUGACAGCUCCUCCAGAUGACGUAUUAUAUUCGGAUGAUGACGUGGAACGCGCCUGGGAGAAGAAGGUCCUACAUGGUUUAGUUAACGGUUCUGUAGCUGGCAGACGAUCGGUGCCAAGGACCAAACCGACCAAGGUUAUACCAGCUGAUGUGAAAUUCUUGGAAGGAUUUUUGGUUGUGUUUGUUCCAGUGGCAAUAUUGCUUGCAGGAUGUGUCAUUUACUGGAGAUAUGGCAAAUGGGUGACAACGCGUGAAAGAGAUAUUGAGAAGAAUGAGGAAGGUGCUACAAGACCACAAGCACCCACCACCACAUCCUCUGUUUCUAUCAAGGCAUCCACCGCAAUGACCUUCACCCGCACCUCCAUGACUGGAACCACCUCGACCAUCACCAACUCCUUCCCAGACAUGCUGCCAGGGCCACCUUCAUGGAUGGCAGCAUCUGUCAUGCAGACUGCAGUGUAAGAAGCCCAGUGAGACCUUCAUCAUCUGUCUCCCCGCGUUCCAUACCAACCUGCUUCCUGCAGUCUGCCAUUCCAGUGCCAGCAUGCCCAGGGCCAGUUCUAGACCAAGCGGAGCCAAGGAGCUAACAUUUCCCUUGGCGCCCCCUCCCCCACAAAAAGAACAUAUCUUAGUUUGAGCAGAACAAUAUGUGGUGGAAGCCCCAAACCAUCGGCUGCUGCACUGUUUGAUGUCUUAAUAAAUUGAGAAUUUGAAAAAUCA